This is a messenger RNA of Punctularia strigosozonata HHB-11173 SS5, 669 nucleotides long. RefSeq lists its product as uncharacterized. The record is from RefSeq and is a predicted model, not a curated record. Lineage: Eukaryota; Fungi; Basidiomycota; Agaricomycetes; Corticiales; Punctulariaceae. The transcript is spliced from 4 exons. The coding region runs from base 1 to 669 and encodes 222 amino acids.
AUGACUACCUCAUGCGCACGAUGGCGACCAAGGCAGCUGGGACUCAUCUAUACGCAAAUAUCAGACGAUUUCCUUCCAGACAACUGGCAAACGACACAGUCUGCUUCGAUCUCGAAGGGUUCAGAAGACGCGACCUCUGCCACAGACGAACCGGUCAUCGACGCUCCGCUCGAGCCCCUCGUCUGCGACGACACGCACUCCCUCUUCGACACGGCCUUCACGAACGACAUGCACAAGUUGGACCCGGUCCUCGCGCGCACCAAAGAAUGCUUCACCUCUAUGGAGCCCAUCUCAUCCCCGGGCACGAGCGACCCCCCCAACACACAUACACCCGCCGCAGACCCGACCGACCCCAUUGGUCCCACCCCCGAAUGGCCGGUCUGGCGGCCUCCCUACCGCGGCGCUCCCGAGCGUCGCCUAUACCCGACUCCGUCAGCCAUUGCGAAGACCCACAACAACGGCACCCUCCUCGCCGAGCUUUCCGGUGAGGAGGCCUUCUGGACCAAGCCUAUAUCUCACCCGACUCUGUAUGCCAUCGCGAAGACCAACCCCGAGGGGUCGCUCCCGACUGGGAGCGACCUUGCGAACCUUCAAAGGAUCACCGCCGCCAGUCGUCGUCGGGACGCGUACCUCUCCGCGCUCUGCCUGCGUUUCCCGCCGUGCAAAUGA